UAUACAGUGACAGGACGAGCGCGCGAAAAGCAACACAGAUUAAACAAUUCCACAUUUGAUAGUUUAAAAAGUAGCGAAUAAUACUCGUGUUUCGUCGCCUCUUUGGGAUCUUAUCAAAACUGAUAAAGAGGCCAAGAUCGUGUGGAAUUUAGUGAUUAUUACAUUGGUGAUAGUAAAUUGUAUAGUUUUUUGUUCAUUCAGUGUUAUUAUAAUUAUAUUGGCCGUGUUAUUUGAAUAAUAUUAUUUAUGCAUCAUUAGAGAUCGAGGAGGUUAUGCAGCAGAGGGCGCCACUGGUGCCUGACAAGUCACAACCGCUCUACACAAGUUCUACAGCAUCGCGCAAGGGUUUAUCAGCAAAUUUUUUCAAAGCAACCUUCAGUUCUCGCAGCAAGGCAGUGCCUGCUUCAUCUUUAUACGCAGUUGAAGCAACUAACAAAAUAGGCAGCGCCGAGACCAAACCUGUUACUAGGAACCGACCCCGGACAGCUCCAGUCGAGACGAAACUCAAACAGAGGAAAGCCGACCGACAAGCGCUUGUUCUGAAACCAGAAAACUCGUUGGAUCCGGCUAGACCACUUAGAAACAAGCCUACAACUCCUACAUCGGCUGUGGUUAGCGGGCAAAAAGCACCGGAUAAGAAUAAAAAUGACUUGAAACCAACUAAUGUGGUGCUUAAAAUAAUUAAAAAGACACCUGCGCCACAAAAGCAUUUCGCGCCAAGAACACCUGACAGCGUCUUGCCGCCAAAAACACUUGACAGCGUCUUGCCGCCAUCUUUGAAGCCGAAAAUACCCGAGAAAGCGAAGCUGUCAAAAUCGAAGUAUGUGAAUAACAAUAGCAUUUGGUUAAACGCUAAUACCGACAGGAACACGGAGGAAGGUCAAGAAAUAUCUGUCAGAGGACCAAGCCAAGGGAAGCAGGAGGGGACCCUGAAAGGAGCACCGUCCGUCUCCAGCCUCGAUUCGAAACACCACAAAGUAACACCAGCUAGGGAUAAGAGCCUGAAGGUAUUUGGCUCGAAAGAGAAACUGAAUAAGGCGCACAAGAAGAAAGAGCUGAGUAACAAUAAUGCAGUGCUCGAAGACCCUGAGUUGAGGGAGGGAUUUGAAUAUGACGAGGCGCCCGUGCAGGCUCAUGAUUAUGGGAGUGUGGAAGAGCUUGGGGCUGGGUCCGUAGACGGGAGAGGCUCGCAGGAGUACAUCAGUUUGCCCGUGAACCUGAAUGCUGAGCACAUGUCGGGCUUCCAAGACGUCGAGCUAAGGCCUAGAUUGGCAUCAGAGGCAUCCUUAUCGACAGGGCUGCGAGAGAUAGAGUCAUUGAGGAGGGAGUUGGAAGAGAGUGCAAUGGAGAGAGCGGCUCUGCAGGCAAGAGUAGAUGAACUGACGGAGAAGGCUAACGAGGCGGACAGACUCCGGGCAGACCUCGACAGGCUAAAGGUCCAAGAAUGUGAACGAGAAGCGGCCCUGGAGCGGUUGGCGGACGAGAACGGCGCUCUCCGCGCUAGGCUCCGCGGCGUGGCUCACUCUCCUCUCUCCGACAGUGAGAAACGACAGCUGCUGCUGGCACCCGCUCCGAGGCGCAUGCACUCCUCAGCACCAGCGUCCAUAGCGCUGGCACAUAAUGGUGAGGGCGACAGCGGUGAGGCCAGCACUCCGGAAUGGGACAAGCACUCGUCCUCUUCCCUCAGCGAGGUCUCCGUCGCCUGUCUUCAGGACAGGAUACUGCAAAUGGAGGAGCACCACUAUAGUACGAGUGAAGAACUGCAGGCCACUCUGGCUGAACUUGCCGACUUGCAGUCGCAACUUGCUGACGCGCACGCCGACAACGAGCGACUCGCCGACGAGAAACAAGUCCUACUCGAGUCCUUGUGUCGGCAGACUGAGAAGUUGGAGGACAGCAGGACUAAGGUGGACACCCUUCAAGAGCUGCUGCUCUGCGAAGGAAUUGAGCCCGACUCCCUCGUCCCAGGCGACACCAACCAACAACUGUUAGCAGUGCUCAAGGUCUCUCGAGAGGAGCGGCUGCUACUGCUGAGUAAACAGGAGCAGUUGGAAGCUGAGCUAAGAGAAGCCAAGGCGGCUGUGGAGGACAAGAACAAAGAAAUUGAUGCGCUCAACGAUAGAAUUAGGAGUUUGGAGAGCGCAGCAGAACGCGCGGAAGCGGAGCGGGCGCAGUGUGAAGGGGAAGCAGCAGCCGCGCGGGAAGUGGCCGCGGCCAGGCAGCACCAGCUCACCACACUCACUGACCUGCUCGACGCUGCCAAGGCCAAGUUGUCGGCACAGCUGGCGGGUGCGGCGGAGGGUGCGGCUGCGGCGGAGGCUGCGGCGACGGCUGCGGCGCGGCGCGAGGCCGAGGCGGCGGCGGCGCGCGCUCACUCGCUGGCGGAGCGACUGGCGCACGCGCAGCGGCAACUGGACCGCGCGCACUGUGACGCGCGGCGCCUGCACGACGACGCGCUCGUGUCACGCAACAACGCCAAGUCCACGAUAUCCGAGCUGGAGUUCCAGCUGGAGCAGUUGCGGCAGGAGAAGGCGGCGCUGCAAGCCGAGCUGCAGACCUUGCAGGAGAACACCUCCGAGCUGCAGAUACAGGUUCAAGUGGCAACAGAUGAGAAAUUGGCGCUGAUGAGUCGCGCGGGUGAAGCCCUGGCCCGGUCUGCGGACUUGGAAAGACAGCUGCAAGAUGUGAGGGCUAGGAAUGUGCAGCUCACCAGAGAUAGAGAAAGAGAUGAAGCAGAGUGGAAACAAUUCCAAAGCGAUCUACUCAUGACAGUACGAGUCGCCAAUGAUUUCAAAACCGAAGCGCAGCGGGAAUUAGAAAGGCUUGUGUCUGAAAAUAAGAUCGCAAGAGAUCGCAUCCGACUCUUGGAAGAUCAAAUGCAUUCAAUGAAAGGUUUAAGAGACGGUGCAGAGAAUAUUGCGAAUUUGGACAGUGAUAACCUUUCCGACAGUUUUGAUGGUGAUGAGACAACGAAUGAUAUGUCUUCGAAAGAUAUAUUUCAAAAUAUACGAUCACGAUAUCUCUCGCGCGUGCAUAGUGUUACUGAUGUAUCUAAGGACAACAGUAUAGUGGAGCAGGCAUUUUAUAUAAACAGUUCUAUCAGAAAAGACGAUGAAUCUAACGAAAGUCAUAAAAUGUCCAUAGAAAAUGUUACGUUGGAUGAAUCUAAUGAUGAUGAAAAUUUGGAUGAUGCAGUAAAAAGUUCUGUACAGAUCGAUGAUAGACAUACUCGGAAUAUUGUAUCUAAACCUCUUAAGCGGCAAAAUGCUAUUUAUAUCAGAAAUAGUAACUUAAUGCGACAGAGCGCAAUCGACGAAAAUCUCACAAGUAUAAACAGUGAAUCGUCUUUAGUAUAUAGAUCAUCUGAUUCUGAAUAUCUUAAAAGAGCCCCUCAAAGAUCCAUCUUUAGCAAAAACCCUUCAAAUUUAUUUCGUGGUAAACCAAAAUCUUUUAGCAUGGACAAUCUCUACUCCGACGGAGUGUUUAAAGAUACUCUUAGCGAGUCGACUAGCAUAGAAUUUCUUUAUCGAAAUAGCAAUAAGAGUGACAGUACAUUGUUUUCGCAGUCUUCUGAUAAUAUUUCAAUAUCACCAGUUCAAAAGGAUUUGGCUCGUGAAAUAUAUAAAGAUGAAAGUCCACCACUUACAAUGGAAACCGUAAAACCUUAUAAAAAGUCUAAAAUAUGUGAAUUUAUGACUAAUAUAUCAGAAAUUAAAAGUGAAUCAUCCUUAUUCCAAUCUGCUCCCUAUUCUACAAAAGACGACAAACAUUAUUUAACACCGCACAAUUCAGUAUUUGUAUCAGAUGAAAAAGUCGAGAAUGAUUUAAAAAAAAUUAAUGAAGAGCUAAAAGUUUCUUUUAAAUUAGCAAUUGACAGGUUAGAUAAUAAUAACUUUGAACCAAAAAAUUUUAGUUCUGAUACACUUGUUUCUAAAGAUAAUAAUAUACUCGAGGUACCUUUACGUCCUGAAAGACGCAAAAAGUUUGGGUCACAAACAUCUUUAAAUUCUCAAAAUAAUACUGAACAAGAAGAACCAUUUAAAGCAAUCGAUAACAAUGACAAUAAAAUAAAUCUUCCUCUAGUAAAUAAUAAUAUAUCACUAUCUGAAAAUGAAAAAUCAAUUAACUCGCCGAUCGAUAAUAAUGUAAGUUAUCAUUUGAAAAUAAACACACUAAGUGACCUAACGACAAAUAUAACAACAGGCAUUCCACAAGUACAACAAACAAGCACAAGUAAAGUUAAUAAAAUCAAAUUUCCAACAAUUUUAGCUCCAUUGAGUGUAGUUAAAUCAGAUAGCGGUCAAACAUCUCCUUUAUUAUUGAGUCCUGUAUUAAUACGGCCUAUAUUCUUUCAAACUAGUCAAACUGGGUCAAGUCCGGAGUUGAAACCUGAAACCGGAAAAAAGACAACUAUUUAUUAUGAUGAUACCGACAAAGUGAUCACUCCAAAAUCUGAUAAAUCAGAAGAAAAAGACCAUUAUAAAUAUAUAGAACAACCUUCAAAUUCAUUGGCAAUCACCACUAAGAAGGGCUUAUAUGAAAAGAAUAAUAAAUCGAAAGCCCUUCCUUUCAAUUCCAAGUCUGUUUCGACGGAAUCAAUAAGCAGCAAAUCAUCAUCACUCACUAAUGACCCUCCAAAGCCUGUCGCUAGAUUGUCAAAAUCACCAGAUUGGUUAAUAGAAAAUCAGUACUACCAGCCCAUACAAAAUGUACCUUUCGUGAUAAAUACAGUACAGAUUUUUUCAAAACCUCAGUCGCAGAUGAAAGAAUUAAGCGAACAACAAAACCAUUUAAGCCAAGAAAAACCACAUUAUAUUUGUGAUCAUCGAGAAUCUGAAAAUUAUUAUGAAGAAAUUGAUCAACCAGUUUCUAGUUCUAGAAAUGACCUUAAAAAUAUAGCAGACGAUGAAAAGAUAUCCAAUAACGUAUCCUUAGAUGAAUUUGAAAUAGAGCGCAAUGAAGUGUUAAAAGUUCCUCGAAAACCGAAGCGACCCAAAACGCAAGUAAGACAAUCUCUACAAAACAAUAAUCAAUCUGAUAUAGUCAAAGAAAUGGCGCCUAUAACCAGAUCUAUAAUAUCCCUAUCGCGGUCGCCUAGCGCUAGCAGUCUUACAAAACCUACAGUUACAAAGAGUAUUGAGAAAAUUCCACAAUCAGGAGUAGAUUUCGAUGUUCCACAACGAAAACUCUCGUUGGAAAGCCAACGGGUAACUGUUACAGAUAACAUAAACACAGGAUCUCUACCAAGGGAUAGAAAAACGUAUCACUGGACGACGCUGGAGCAUAAAAGGCUAUCACAUCCUAUUAGAUCGCUUAGCGAUACUUCGAGAACAUUACCAAUGCCACCGCGAUCGGAAGAAACGUCUUCGACUCCGCCAUUGUUGUCGAGCGCGUCUUUGCAAGACAUUAUGGCGUCCGCAGCGUCGCAUCGAAGAACAAAAGGUGUAAAUCGCCAGGACUCCCGGCUGUCUGUGAAGUCGCUAAUUGAGAGUAUAGAGAACGCAGCCAAGGCGGCGAAGCAAUCACCCGCCACUACGCCAGUGACGGAGUGGCCUCAGGUGCAGUCAACUGUUGGCGUUGCCACCAACAACAACAGUAUAAAGAACGGUAUCACCGAGCCCCCCACCACCAAUGGGAUCCAGACCGGCAACUUCACCAAGCCACCGACACCCAGGAGCAGAACCUCACCCAAUACAGAGCCGUGCGGUGCGGGCGCGGGGGCGACCGCAGGCAGCAUGGCGAACAUGCCCGACGAGCAACGAGCGCUCGCCUCUCUACAGCAGAAGGCCAUGGAGUCCUUUGUGCGGAGAAACAGCUACGGGGAUAUAUGUGAACGAAAGGAUCCUUUGAACACGCUGCAGAUAAAGAACGGUGGCUCCAAACGUAACGCGCUACUGAAGUGGUGUCAGCAAAAGACCCUAGGCUACAACAAUAUAGACAUCACCAACUUUAGUUCAUCAUGGAACGACGGACUAGCCUUGUGCGCUCUACUGCACUCGUACCUCGGAGAGGGGAGAAUCCCCUACGCCACUCUGACUCAGCACGACAAAAGGACCAAUUUCUCCGUUGCCUUCGCAGCUGCGGAGUCUGUCGGUAUCCCUACCACCCUGAACAUCCAAGAUAUGAUCCAGCAGGAGCGUCCAGAUUGGCAGCAGGUGAUGGCCUACGUCACCAGCAUUUACAAACACUUCGAGACCUAACACUUCCAGGGCUAAUGGCCAUGGGACUUUCAUAUUAUAACUUAAACUUUAAUGGGUUGAGUCAAACAACACAAUUAUUAUAAUGGCCGGAUAAUUUGAUAAAGUUUCCCAAAAUAAAUAUUUUGUUUCGUCAAUAUAAACAAUCAAAUUACUCGUUUACUCAAAUUUGUCAAAAUGAUCAUUACAGUGCCAUCGUUCUACCAUUUGUUUACACUUGUGUAAUAGUCCAGCUUAAGGCUAAAAGCUAACUCUACACGCAUCAGAUUACUGGGAUAUCAGAGUGUAUUAUUUCUGGGUGCAUUUUAGGAGCGAAUAUUCGUUGCUGUAGCGAUAUUUUAUAAUGUCUAAUUCUGGUUUUACAGUCACCUUGGAAACCGGUUAGAACUAACUAAUAAAAAAAUUGUUUGCUCCAUAUAUUCUAAUAGCAAUUAAUAUACUUUAUUCCAAGAAUAACAUUCCAUUCGUGAUUAAUUGAUCUAUUUGACAAAUUGACGUAAACAAAUAAUAAUUCGAUGAGUAGUUAAUAAUAUGUUCGCUAUGUGUGACGCGCCCUUUAUGUAAUAUUAAAAUAAGACAUUCCUUCUAAGUAAAGUCUGUUUAUGUCGUGAUGCCUUUAUUCGGCCUUUGAAUGUUGUACUUGUGCGUUUAAGGAAUUGAUAAAGACUGAUUGCUAGAUUUGUUAGUGGCUGAUGUUGCGGAGAACAGGGGUUGUAAACAUUUUUGAUAUUUAUUAUAAAAUGCUUAAGGUAAUUGUAUCUUAUUUUGGAUAUGCGUCAAAACUUUACCCGCAAAUAUCUAGAGCAUAUAUAUAGUAGUAGUUUUUCAAUUCAAUUGGUCGGUAUUAUUCUCUUCGGAAUGAGGAUUCAAAUAUGUAAGAUGUAAAAUGAAAAAUAUCGUGAAGAUUUUAUUAAAAUAGACCAAAAGUGUUUCUGCUGUUAAUAAACUUGAACUGCAUUAGAUUGUGUACACAUUUGUUAAAUAUUUAAGAUUAUAAUUAUGUGUGUAAUAUAGUAUAUGUAUGUAAUUUGUUCUUCCAUCCAUUGUGAGUAGUCACCAAAGACUUCUAUGUAUACUACUAGACAAGAAGGUUGGAAUAACAAUUGUGUUGCAAUUUUAUCGUCCGGGCGGGCAGAGAGCGGAGCAGGGAUGGUGAAUAUGCCUUGCAAACGCAGAUGUAAUAAUAAUGCCAAUAUUUUAUUGGCUCACUUAAUUCACUUUAAACAAAAUUGGUGUUAGUUUGUUGAAAAUAACGUUCACGGCUUACAAAGCAGUGCACUGGUCUUCUCGCUUGCUCACAGUGGUCUAAACGAGUUGCGGCCUCUGCACCAAAACUCAGUGAGCAAUUAUUUUAGACCACAGAGCUUGUCUAGUAGUAUUCAUAGAAGUCUUUGAAAGUCACUUAGUUUAUUCAGUAUGUUUUCCUAUAGCCACAUUGUGAAUUUAAUUAAGUUUAUUUACCGUCACUCAAAAUGUUGUCAGCCCCUGGAGUUUGUGAUUUAUGAUGUAGAAUGUGAACGUCCCUAUAUUUAUGAACAAUCAUGAAAUAUUUUGUCUAAUCUUAGCUUUAUUAAAGCGAUAUAAAUUUUUGAAUGUUUUAUAAAGCGUUCGUGAACUUAAAGACCAAUAAAAGUGGUUUACUCUUACAGCCGCAGAGAGGCUCAAAGCUUACCAUAAUAUCGAGAGUAGGUAGUCGGAAAACGCCCAAUUACAUUAUUUUAUCUAAGCUUAUCAACCAGGAUAACAUAUUAAUAAAUUAAAUUUAUAGACGAUGCGCGAUUUGAACUUCUGCCUCUAAGAAUACGCCCAAGUGCUCUAACCCGUUGUAAGCCAACCGUCUGGAUCUUGUAAAUCUUGGUAUGUUUGCUCUAUCCAGUUGUGCCUUCAUUGAGACUAUUUGAGAGUUGAUAAGCAGCUCAAUCCCAAUAAUCGCAAAUUAUUAAAUUCCCAUUAUUAGAAAAUUGAAUACAUAAUUUGUAUAUUUAAUCCCAGAAGUGAUAGAAAUCAUUAAAAGAAUCACACACUCUUAACAUAUUUAUUUUCACUCAUUUUAAUAUCUAUAUAUCGAAAUACCCUCGUUAACUCGUAACUUAAUAUCUUAAUAUUGCUUAAUAUUAGUCUUGUUAAUGUUAAUGGUUUGAUCUUUAUUUACUUCGCAGCCGGAUUAUUGUUUUUAUGACCCAAACACAUGGUCGGAUUUUUUUCGACCGGACCAUCGGAUGGUCCAGUUGGGCCGCCUCUCACCAACUGGUCCGGCGUCGUGCUCGCGAUACGGUCCGGACGGUAAUAAUAAUAAUUUUGUGCGAUGGACAAUGUGACAUACCAUCGUAUAUACUAACAGACCGCGUCCGAUAGUUCGGCCGUACUAAGUUCGAUCAUGUGUUUAGGCCAUAACUUGUCGUGGAUGUCUUAAAUAAGGUACGUGAUUUAAAUGUAAGUCGUUAAGUGAAGAAGCUUUAGCUUUAAACGAAUUUAUAGCCGAAAUUAUAUCUUAUAUGAUUCUGAAAUUUUUUGAAAACUUCUAAAGUUUUGCGCCUGAUAUGACAUAGUGAGUAAAUACUUUUGCUAAAUCUAUUGGUCAAAUAAGUAUGCAUGUGCUGUGUUUCAUUCUAAACUUGAAUGAAGAGAGAGCUAUACGUAUUCUAGAACAUUCUAUGGAAUAAUCUUGCAUUUUUUUUUAAUAUUUUGACGUUAAAAUUUUUGAGGUGGGCAAACAUUUAUAAUAUUUAAUGUCUGGUAUACAUCAAGGCCUCUAAAAAUCAGGACAAUAUAAUAUGGUCCAUUUUUCGUCAUUGUAUUGUCACUUAAUUUGUUGUUAGAACAAACGAAUAUUCAGUUUUAUUUUGUCUAGUGGCAAUUUAAAAUACGAUAACAAUCGUAUUUUAAACAGCUGGUAACAACCAGCGUUCCAGCAAUUUAAAAUAGCUCCAGCAAAAGAAACAGUAACACGGCGCGUCAUUACUUUGUACGUCCGUGUGUUGUGGAGUCUGGUUGAACUAUGUUUUGAUAGUUAUCUCGUGUACUGAUGAGCGACGCUAAUGUUUGUAAUGUUAUGAUAUUGUGGUGGUUGUUGAUGCUAACGCUAAUUAAAAUGAUAUAUUUUCUGAUAGUAUCUGUAUUAUUGUAAAUAUAAUUUGAUUAAAGUUCCUGAUAUUU
Messenger RNA from Leptidea sinapis, 9353 nucleotides. Its product is annotated as cytospin-A. The record is from RefSeq and is a predicted model, not a curated record. Gene Ontology annotation, cellular component: filamentous actin; microtubule organizing center. NCBI's taxonomy places the organism in Eukaryota, Metazoa, Arthropoda, Insecta, Lepidoptera, Pieridae. Gene Ontology annotation, molecular function: protein binding. The transcript is spliced from 24 exons. Bases 273 to 6200 code for a protein of 1975 amino acids. Gene Ontology annotation, biological process: actin cytoskeleton organization.